Messenger RNA from Erythranthe guttata (spotted monkey flower), 385 nucleotides. NCBI's taxonomy places the organism in Eukaryota, Viridiplantae, Streptophyta, Magnoliopsida, Lamiales, Phrymaceae. The record is from RefSeq and is a predicted model, not a curated record.
CUGUUAUCCCGGUCGAGGUGGCAAUGGACACACUCCGCAUCGCCACAUUUGAUGAAAAGACAAACGAUGAUGCCUUGAGGACACAGCUGGAUGAGGUUUUUGACCUACGAGAAGCGGCGUAUCUACACAUGGAACGAAGUAAGAACCUGAUCAAAGCUCGAUACGAUCAAGGGGUACGGCCUCGUUCAUUCCAGAUCGGUGAUCUCGUCCUACGACGAGCUGACGCACUAAAGCACACAGGAAAGUUAGAGGCCAAUUGGGAAGGACCAUACAUGGUCACAAAAUGUUUGGCUGGUGGAGGAUAUGAGCUGGCAGACGUAGAAGGAAAACCAUUGCCACGAGCAUGGAAUGUCAUCCAUUUGAAACGCUUCUUCGCGUAAAAAAA